This is a messenger RNA of Suillus subalutaceus, 721 nucleotides long. RefSeq names its product kinase-like domain-containing protein. The record is from RefSeq and is a predicted model, not a curated record. Gene Ontology annotation, biological process: protein phosphorylation. Gene Ontology annotation, molecular function: protein kinase activity; ATP binding. Bases 89 to 721 code for a protein of 210 amino acids. The transcript is spliced from 5 exons. NCBI's taxonomy places the organism in Eukaryota, Fungi, Basidiomycota, Agaricomycetes, Boletales, Suillaceae.
GAAUAUUAGCCGAGAAAUUGGCAUUUUGAAGAUUCUACGCCAUAACAACAUUGUACCCUUGUGGGGAAUAGCGACAGGAUUUGGACGGAUGCCAGAGUUGCGCUGCUUGGUAUCUCCGUGGAUGCCAAAUGGCACGUUGUCUGCCUACCUAACAUCUAACCACAACGAUCUAACAGUCUUGGACCGUUCGCGUAUGCUGGAGGAUGUCAGCGCUGGACUUCGUUACUUACACUCCGAGUCGGUCAUGCACGGAGAUAUAACAGGGGCAAAUAUACUUAUCGACAAGAGAGGCCAUGCAAGGCUGAUUGAUUUCGGUCUUUCCACUAUUAUCCAACCCCUUGUUGGCCAGUCGCACUUAGCUAUAUCAUCUGUGCGCCCGGGUGCAAUCCGCUAUGCAGCGCCAGAACUCGUUCUACCAGACAAUGCCCGUGAGGUGCCUGUGCCGUUGGAAAAAGCUGAUAUCUACUCUUUUGGUUGUAUAAUGCUUCAAGUUCUCUCGGGUCGGCGACCUUGGUCUGAGAUCACAGGGGAUCCGUUCAUCAUCGUUUCAAUGUCGCAGGGUCGUGGACCGCAACGCCCCGAUGGUCACCCUAUUAUAAUAGACUUGGAUUGGGAGUUCAUCCAAAAAUGUCUGCAAUUCGGACCUGAACUUCGACCUUCAGCGGAAGAAGUGCUUGACUUUGUCAUGCACAGGUUUUACUCCCCAGGCAAGCCUGCAUAG